This is a messenger RNA of Talpa occidentalis (Iberian mole), 5325 nucleotides long. It is a transcript of the gene CUNH19orf12, whose product is annotated as chromosome unknown C19orf12 homolog. Bases 70 to 495 code for a protein of 141 amino acids. The record is from RefSeq and is a predicted model, not a curated record. NCBI's taxonomy places the organism in Eukaryota, Metazoa, Chordata, Mammalia, Eulipotyphla, Talpidae. The transcript has 3 exons.
CGGCCGCUGCCCGCUGGCGCGUCCCCCAGGUGCAGGCCCGGCGCGACCGCUGCCCCCAGGCCUGCCAAGAUGCCCAUCGUGGUGGAGGACAUCAUGAAGCUGCUAUGCUCUGUGUCCGAGAAGAGGAAGAUGCGGGCGGCCGUCAAGCACUCGGGCAGGGGCGCCCUGGUCACAGGGGCUGUGGCCUUCGUCGGUGGCUUGGUUGGUGGCCCCCCGGGACUUGCCGUGGGGGGGGCUGUUGGGGGUCUUUUAGGGGCCUGGAUGACGAGUGGACAGUUCAAGCCAAUUCCUCAGAUCAUAAUGGAGCUGCCGCCCUCUGAGCAGCAGAAGCUGGUUAACGAGGCCACGGCAAUCGUCAGGCACCUGGACUGGACAGACGCCGUGCAGCUGACCACGCUGGUCAUGAGUAGUGAGAUGCUGCAGCAGCAGCUGCUGGCCAUGCUGGCGAGCUACGUCACCAAGGAGCUGCGGGCGGAAGUUCAGUACGAUGACUAGGCCGCUCCUGCUGGACGACCCUCCCAACUCACAGGAAGGUGAAUGGGCAGCUGGUGCCACCAGGGUAUGAACUUAAACUUGAAUAUCAUCUGCUAAAGAGGCGAUUGCUGUGCUGGAUCAUGUUUGGAAAUUAUUCAUGAAGACGCAGUUGCUGGUUGUGUGUACUGAUGUGAACCAGAAGCCUGUGACUGGCGCUAUGGAGAGCAGCCACUGGCUGCCACAGACAUUGGUGGGUUUCCAAGCCACUCCGGCUCCAACAGGAGUGUGGAGGAAGGUCACGGACUUCUCACCUUUUGAGGGUGACUAUCCCAAGCAUCUGUUGAUCAACUGGUCCCAGGUUCCCUGGGAUCUCAGGACAUGGGAGCCAGCUGAUCCUGGAAUCACCUUUACAUCGUGACUACACCCCUUUCUCACCCUGAGACUUCUGAGUGGCCUCCUGGGGGGACCAUCCUGUGUGCUGGCCCCUUGUCCCACCAGCUGCAUACCUGAGCUGGUUCCCCCCAGGGGUUUACUCUCCCCACGUGAAGCUAUGCUGUUUAAAUCAAAAACUUUCAGUAAAAAAUGUUUGCUCUUUUUGAAGUUACGAUCAUACGCUAUCUCUAAGCAAUGUUUACAGCUAAAGUUCCCUCUUGUGCUUCCAGAACAACAACUUGAGUAAGUGUCAGCAAAUUGCAAUAAAGUUUCUGGACCGGCCUUUCCCGUGGGUUUUGUGUGAAGCUUCUCUGGCCUGCAGAGUCCUGCACACGCCUCUGGGGGCAGGUUCUGGGGCAGAGGCUUAAUGAUGCCAGUGGAAGAGAGACCCGAUGCCAGUGCCUGAGACUGGCCUGUGCUGCCGGUGCCCUGGGCACUCUCCCUGCCUCAGCAGUGUGGGAACUUGGGGCUCUCUCUGGGGCUCCUACCAGUAUGGCCCCUGGGGUGCUCAGAGGGAGGCUUUCCUGCCUAGGAGAGUACUGUUCUGACUCUUCUCUGUGUGUCAAGAAAGCUUUGGGCUGAGCAAUCCCCCUGCCCACCUGUGGCUAUGCAGGUCCUUCUUUUUACCAACUCUCCACUGCAGAGCAGCAGCCUCCUGCCUGCCUGUCCCAUGCCGGGGCUUCUCUUCACUGACCUCCCUCAGCAGAGGCAGCUCUCCUCAAGGCCGCCCGCCUGCGACCAUGCAGGCCUCUCUCAGCAAACCUGUCCCUUUCGGGGCAGCUCUUCCUGCCCGCUUGUGUCUCUGCAAGUGUCUUUUACUCUUUUGUCCCUUUCCCUAAUAAACCUGCUCUUUAAAUAUAUAAAGAAAGCUUGGGCUGGAUUCAACCCUGGAUGGCCUCAGGAUGGAGCCAUGUCUCUUCAGCUGGUCGCAGAUGGCACUGGGCACCGUGGCAGUUGGGCCAUUUAUGUGCUGCUUGAGUUGAUGGCACCAGGCGUGGGAUGGACAGUCUGAGUCUGGCCCUCCUUGUUGAACUAAGAUCCAUGAUCAGGAUGUGCCUUCCCCCAUUUUAAAAAUAGCUUUAGUGGGGUCUAGACUUGCUCUCUUUUUAGCUUAAAGGUAAAGAAACAUUUAUUUGUGGAUGGCAUUAAGAUGAAGCCAGAAUAAAGAUUUUGGUUUAGUGCUUCAAGGGGAUGCUUUUUUCAUGUUGAACAAUGCCGAAUUCUAAAGUUCCUAUAAUGGAUCCUGGGAAAAUCAGGGAUGUAACAGCUCCCUUUGUUAGAUCACCGGCCCCUCCCUGUCAUUCCUGUGGGCUGAGUCCCACUCUGCUGGCCCCAGGGGACUCAGGGGGCCCUAGCCCGGUCCUGCGCCAGUGUCCACCGAAGCCCUGCCCUACCCCUGAGAAAAUACGCCAAGAGGAGACUCCUGACUGGGUUCGUGGGGGUGGAGCAUGUUGUCAGUGACACUGGCGCUGCUGGCCAGGGCUGGGCGACUUGCAGAGGGCAGGGCUGACCUGAGGCCUGUCGUCUCCAGCUGCUGAAAUCUCUUCCGUGCUUCCCCCUCACUCCUCUCGCUGCUAUGCUUUAGUGUUUGUGUUUCUGUAUCUUCCUUGUGAAAAUCUUCAUUUAUGUAUUUUGAGAAUGUAAUACCAGGCUGGUAUAAAACUUAGGCGACACCAGAGGCAUUAGGGGAUCCUAUGCUGACCUCGCCGCCCCCUCCUUACAUACAGCCCCUCUCCCCGAUGCCUUGUGUUCUCCUUUAACUCUGUGCCUUUAAAUAUCCUUGAAAAUGAUCCAUUUCCUUUUAUUUGCUGAAAAUCUAGACAAAUCUAGAAAGGUAUAAUGAAAAACACUGCAAAUCUCACCACCCAGAAAACCAUGUCAACAACGUGGGUAUGUUUCCUGCCAUCCUUGUAAUGACACGUAUGUGUGUUUUAAUGCACUUGCUUUCUAACUGUUUAGAUGUCUUUGAACACUUACACUUAACGCUAAAUAUUUGUGAUGUCGUUAUAAACAUGUGUGAUGGCUGCAUAAUAUUCUGCAACACUUGAUAUUUCCUAUUACAAUGUUGCACUGAAUAUUUUUGUGUUAAUAUUCCAUUCAUAUUAGACUCCUCAAAGGAAAAUUCCCGGAUUAAAAAUUAUGCGGUUUUUUUUAAGCUGUUGUUAUAUUUAGUCAAAGUUCUUUCCAGAGUGGAAGUAUCAUUAAUUUGCUCUCUCAGCAACAGGGCUUGGGAUGCCAUUUCAUUGCAUCCUCACCAAGAAAUAGGGUGAUGGGCUGUUCCUAGUGUCCUGGUUGGAUUUGUUUUUUGUGGUUUUGAGUGGGUGACCGAGUGGGGGUUACUUGGUGGCUACCUGCCCACACAAUGCUGAGAGACCCUGGCCCAGGCCAGCAGAGGGUGAGAGGCCCAGGCCUGAAUAGGGGGCUUUCAGCCAGCCAGCCCCCCCUGCAGCUGACUGGGCCAUGGCAGCACCCAGGAAAAAGUGCCAAAGGGGUGAGGGGCAAUUGAGGAGGAAACCUCGGUGGGGGGAAUCCAGUAAUUAUAAAAAGAAACCAUCUGCUUUAGGCUGGUUAUUAACCUGCUUUGGGUGUUGACAUGGUGUGCUGAGUGAGAUUUUUUUCACAGGCAGAUGGUGUAUUUUUAGUUAGAAUGAACUUUUUAAUUUUUUCUGUUUUGUGUGUGUGUGUGUGUGUUUUGAAAUGUUUACCUUGGAAAUAAAUACGACUGGAGACUAGAGUGCCUUGCCAUGCAGGAAGCUGGGGAGACUGGGGCCCUGGGUUUGGAAAGAAGCGUCCUGUCCCCAUUAGUUAUUGAGAGGUGCCAUCUAGUGGGCAACCAGGAGCAUCUGUUCUUGUCCACCACCCCUCGGAGCCUGGCUACCUUGUCUUGUGAAUCAGGAGCCAGGCCCGGAUGAGGUCCACGAUGAUGCAGUUGUAGAGGGAGAGGCCUGGGGCUUUCCUGAGGCUUUAAUAAGCCACAAAUAGCAAAUCGGCCAUGUAUCCUGCAACAUUUUUGCAUAUAAAGCAGAACGUCUCAAUCCUGAACAAUCAACAGAUGGCAUUUAAGAAAUGCCAGGAUCCAUCAAAACUGCACAGGGAAAGGGGACUUGUGAUGUGUUCUCAGCUGCUGGGAGGAUGAGGAUGUCUUUAUUAGGUGGAGGGGGCUUCUGAGACCAUUAUGAUAACUGGGGAUCAGGAGGCAGUACCACUGCGGGGACCCCCAAGUCCUGGCAAAUGGAGGGAGUUGAAAGGCGUUUUCCUAUACUUUUGAGGUAUGGCUAUUCAGUUUUUGUGGGUUUUAAGGGAAGGACUUUACUCGUUAUCAUUAGCUUAAGUGCAUGCAAGGAGAUAUCUGUGAUAUACCAAUUAGUAAAAAUAAUUGCAAAUGAUCAAACCCAGAGCUGGUAGGACUGCGGGGAAGCAAAGGACACGGACAUAUACCCAGCUCUGGAGAAAAUGCAGUGAUGGUCUUUUGGGAGAGUGAUUUAAAGAGAAAAAAAUCAUAGGAACCAUAAAAUUGUAUAUACUUUCCAGCCAACAAAUUUCACUUCAGGGAAAACAUACCAAUAAAAUAAUUCAAAUGGAAAGAAAAUAUUAAUAGUACUGCUGUUUAUAAUAGCAGGAAAAAAAGGCAAGCAGUUCCAGUGUUGGACAAUAGGGAAAUAGUUAAACUACGUGUGUGGACAAUAUCUCUGAAUACUAAUAACCAACUGGAAUAAGUAGCGAAUGGGGAUGGGCUUAUGGAAUUCAGUGGAAUUGCUCCACAUGCAUUAGUCACCUUACAGCAACUUCAUACUAUGUGUUUUGGGGGAAAUAAAGAGACAGAUGAAAUGUGAUGGGUGCUUAUGACCCCCUGCUCUCCUGCGUGAUGGGCUUGGCUCAGAGGAAGUGGCAAAGGUGGACAGACCUCUCCACGCCGCAAAGUCAUCUCACACCCAGGGGGUGCUAGUGUUUAAAAAUAUUAAUUAUCUAUGUGUUCCUAAAGCUAACGAGAAUCAGACCGGUCCCCAACCAGUGACUGUUCCUGCCAGCUGACUCCAGGCAGUGUCCUCGGGAGCAACGCUGAGGCUGGCCCCGCUGCGGGGUGAACCAAAUCUAGACCCCGGUUGUGCAGCCCGUGUACCCAUGAGAGCCUUAGCCCAUGUGCACGAGUCCACGGGCUGGGACAGGAGGGCCGCCAUGCCUUCUUGCUGUCCUGCAGAAAUAAGACACCUCACAAAUUUAGAUUUUCUAAUAACCACAUUUAAAAAAAGAAGAAACCGGUGAUAUUAAUUAAUUAAUUAAUUAAAAAAAUUUUUUAAUAGAGGCAUGUUUUAUUUAUUUAUUUGUUUGUUUGUUUUGUUUAUACAAGCACUGGGUACAGUCAGAAGCGCGGGAGGGUGAGAGAAUUCACCAGAGCCAGAGCAGGGAGCAGAGCAGGCA